GAACAAACUAUUGGGGUCCAUGUUAUACAUCGUCGGAACAUACUUUACAUCAAGGACUAUACUUGGGAUUCCUGGUGUGAUUGCGUUUCUUAUAUAUAAAUGGCGUAGGAGGCAUUUAUCAAUCUAUGAUGCAGUUGAAGAAUUUUUGCAAAGCCACAAUAAUCUCAUGCCAAUACGGUAUUCUUAUUCCGAAAUUAGAAAGAUGAGUAAAAGUUUCAAAGACAAAUUAGGUGAAGGAGGAUUUGGCACAGUAUUUAAAGGAACGCUUCGCAGUGGUCGUCUUGUGGCUAUAAAGAUGUUAGGUAAGUCCAAAACUAACGGACAAGAUUUUAUCAAUGAAGUUGCAACCAUCGGAAUGAUUCAUCAUGUUAAUAUAGUGCAACUAAUUGGUUUUUGCGUUGAAGGAUCAAAACGAGCUCUAGUAUAUGAGUUCAUGCCUAAUGGUUCCCUGAAUAAAUACAUAUUUUUGCCAGAAGUAAGUACACUCCUAAGCUAUGACAAAAUGUAUGAUAUAGCUCUAGGAGUAGCUCGUGGCAUUGAAUAUCUGCAUCAAGGAUGUGACAUGCAGAUUUUACAUUUUGAUAUCAAGCCUCACAACAUUCUUCUUGAUGAGAAUUUUACUCCAAAGGUUUCUGACUUUGGCCUAGCAAAAUUAUAUUCAGUAAAUGACAGCAUUGUUUCUUUGACUGCUGCAAGAGGGACAUUAGGAUACAUGGCUCCUGAGUUAUUCUACAAAAACAUUGGAGGCGUCUCAUACAAAGCUGAUGUUUAUAGUUUUGGAAUGUUACUAAUGGAAAUGGCUGGUAGAAGAAAGAACGUAAAUGCAUCUGUAGAACACUCGAGCCAAUUAUACUUCCCUACUUGGGUCUAUGACCAAUUGAACAACGGAAACAACAUAGAAAUGGAAGAAGCCACAAAUGAGGAAAAGAAGAUAGGAAUGAAGAUGAUCAUUGUUGCGUUGUGGUGUAUACAAAUGAAGCCAAGUGAUCGCCCUUCAAUGAACAAAGUCAUACAAAUGCUCGAAGGAGAAGUUGAAUACUUACAAAUGCCUUCCAAGCCUUUUCUUUCAUCGCUAGAAAGAAUUACAACAGGUGGUGGAGAGAAUUCGAAUCAAUCAAAUGAAUCAAGUGAAUCCUCUCAAAUUUAAUAAUUUUUAUGCGAGUUUUUUGAUUUAUUAUAUACCCGCUGAAUGAGACAAUUAGUUUUCUCAUAUAUAUUUGAUAGCAUAAAUAUGCUUAAUAUUUGUGUGUAACAAAUAAGAGUUUGUUUUAUUUG
Molecule: messenger RNA, 1275 nt
Organism: Alnus glutinosa
Lineage: Eukaryota; Viridiplantae; Streptophyta; Magnoliopsida; Fagales; Betulaceae
Product: rust resistance kinase Lr10-like
Exons: 2
Coding region: 20-1147 (375 amino acids)
Biological process (GO): protein phosphorylation
Molecular function (GO): protein kinase activity; ATP binding
Source: RefSeq, a predicted model, not a curated record